AUGGCCAAGUACUUCAGCCUGGUGUUGUUUCUUGCCUCCAUCUGGACCACAAGGCUCCUGGUCCAAGGCUCUCUCCGCACAGAAGAGCUUUCCACCUCAGGACCAUGCAGAAUCAUGGGGGUCACUCUUGUGAACAAAAAGACACACCCGCAGCUGAAUUUCACAGAAGCCCAGGAGGCCUGUAGGCUCAUAGGACUAACUCUGGCCAGCAAAGAACAGGUUGAAGCAGCAUGGAAAGUUGGCUUUGAGACUUGCAGCUAUGGAUGGGUUAAAAAUCAGUUCGUGGUCAUCCCUCGGAUUAUCCAGAACCCCAAGUGUGGGAAGAAUGGGGUGGGCGUCCUCAUUUGGAGAAGUUCACUCAACCAGCGGCACAGGGCCUAUUGUCACAACUCAUCUGAUACCUGGAUUAACUCAUGCUUUCCAGAAAUUAUCACCACCGAUGAUCCCAUAUUCAACACGGAAACUGCAACAUACACAACAGAAAUGAUUGUCAGUGAGAGUACACACUCAACGUUGUCUACUGAUGGACCUGACUCUAUUACACCCACUGUGGCUCCUGCUCUGGCUUCCACUUCUAUUCCACGGAAAAGAAAAUUAAUUUGCAUAACAGAAGCUUUUAUGGAAACGAGCACCAUAUCUACAGAAACUGAAUCAUAUAUUGAAAAUAAAGCGGCAUUCAAGAAUGAAUCUGUUGGGUUUGGAGGUGUUCCCACGACCCUGCUGGUGCUUGCGCUCCUCUUCUUUGCUGCUGCAGCUGGCCUCGCGGUUUGCUACGUCAAAAGGUAUGUGAAGGCCUUCCCUUUUACAAACAAGAACCAGCAGAAGGAAAUGAUAGAAACUAAAGUAGUGAAGGAGGAGAAGGCCGAUGAUAGCAACCCUAAUGAGGCAUCAAAGAAAAUGGAUAAAAAACCCGAGGAGCCCAAGAGUCAACCCAAAACCACAGUGCGAUGCCUGGAAGCUGAAGUUUAG
Molecule: messenger RNA, 969 nt
Organism: Mesoplodon densirostris (Blainville's beaked whale)
Lineage: Eukaryota; Metazoa; Chordata; Mammalia; Artiodactyla; Ziphiidae
Gene: LYVE1
Product: lymphatic vessel endothelial hyaluronan receptor 1
Exons: 6
Coding region: 1-969 (322 amino acids)
Biological process (GO): cell adhesion
Cellular component (GO): plasma membrane
Molecular function (GO): transmembrane signaling receptor activity; hyaluronic acid binding
Source: RefSeq, a predicted model, not a curated record